This is a messenger RNA of Eimeria tenella, 444 nucleotides long. RefSeq lists its product as uncharacterized. Lineage: Eukaryota; Apicomplexa; Conoidasida; Eucoccidiorida; Eimeriidae. Bases 1 to 444 code for a protein of 147 amino acids. The record is from RefSeq and is a predicted model, not a curated record. The transcript is spliced from 2 exons.
AUGCUGCAGCAGCUGCUGCAUGAGAUAAGCUGCCUCCGCGGCAGCGUUGAAGCAGCAGCGGCGCUGCAGCAGCAGCAGCUGCAGCAGGAGAAGCAGGAGCAGCAGGAGCAGCAGCAGGAACAAGAAAAAGUGCCUGUCGUUGACUCUCUAGCAGCAAUUUUCGGGCCUCCCAAACAGCGCCUGGCCUCUCCAGAACGAGAAACAAAGGCAGCAAAUUCUUGCUGCUGGCCGCAGCCGCUGCCCGUGAGGAGAAGCAGCAUCAGCAGGAGGCCUCGCAGCAAUUCGUCUUUGCCUAGCAGCAGCAGCAGCAGCAGCAACAGCAGAAGUAGCAGUUACAGGAAGCAGCAGCAGCAGCUCGCAGGCGCUGCUGCUGCAGUAGUGCGGCAUUUGCAGCAGACAGCAGCAGCAGCUGCUGCUGCUGCUGCUGCAACUUCUAGGGCCUAA